AUAUAUACAUAUAUAUAUAUAUAGAGAGAGAGAGAGAGAAUGGAGGUGGGGAGGAGAUCAAGAGUGAGAAUGGAAGAUGAGAGGAAAGAGGAGAAGAAAAUGGGCAGUAAAAUUGAAAUGGUUUUUAGGGUUUUGGGAUUUGUGUUGAGUUUUGUGGCAGCCAUUGUUGUGGGACUCGACGAACAAACCACCGUUCUUCCUCUUACGCUCUCUCCCGACCUCCCUCCUCUCGAUUUUACUCUCACCGCUAAAUGGUAUUACUUAUCUACUCUCGGGUAUCUUUUGGCGACAAAUAUAAUAGCAUGUUCGUAUUGCUUCAUAUCGUUGUUCUUUUUGUUAAAAGACACGAGUAACGACAACAUCUUAGUCUUAUUGGUCAUCAUUCUCGACACGGUCAUGGUGGCACUGCUCUUCUCCAGUAGCGGAGCUGCAGCGGCGGUCGGAGUCAUCGCUUACCUCGGAAACUCACACGUGCAAUGGAAUAAAGUGUGUGACAUAUAUGGUAGAUUUUGCAUACAAGUGGCAGCCUCUACUGUGCUCUCUCUUGCUGGGGCCGUAGUAUUUAUGUUGCUAGUUGUGUUGGCUACUGUGGGCCUCCAGAAAAGGCCCAGUUAAAUGGGCCGAAACUUGGGCCUAUUUUAAGCUUCUUCACAGUACAUCUAAAUGGGCUUUGGCUUUGUUUCUAAAUUUCCUCACGGCCCAUUUUAAAGAUAAUUGGGCUUAUUUAUAACGCUUGUAGCAGCCGAACUAUUUAUGUAAAAUAUUUUAUUUA
Messenger RNA from Cucurbita maxima (winter squash), 772 nucleotides. Its product is annotated as CASP-like protein 1E2. The record is from RefSeq and is a predicted model, not a curated record. Lineage: Eukaryota; Viridiplantae; Streptophyta; Magnoliopsida; Cucurbitales; Cucurbitaceae. Bases 40 to 615 code for a protein of 191 amino acids. The transcript is spliced from 2 exons.